CACGCGCACACACUCACGCACGUACAGACCGACGACAGCGGCGGGUGCCACGAUGUGAGGGUGGAAGGGGAAGGGGGGAGACGCGGAGAGGGAGACGAGAGGAGGAGCAGCCCGAACGCCCCCGGCGCCGGGAGGGGCGAGCCGCGCUCCCCCGCGGGCAGGGAGCGGAGCCCGGGGCCGGCGGUGGAGGCGCUGCUGGGCUGACCGGCUCCUCUUCGCUUUUUUGGCUCCGCUCUCCCGUCUCCGAGCCCGCGGGCCCCCAUGCGGAGCGCCCCCGAGCUGCCGGACUGACCCCCUCCCGCCAUCCCCGAGGAGCAGCAGCCGCGCUGUCCCCGCGGGGGCUCCUCUGCCGGGCUGGGGAAGCGCCGCCGCCGAGGAUCAUGAGGAAAUUUAACAUCAGGAAGGUGCUGGACGGCCUGACGGCGGUCUCAGCCGUGGCGUCGGCGGCGUCGUCCGCCGCGCAGCAGCAGCAGGCGGGGAACCGGGAGAGCGAAAUCCAGGAGACGCUCCAGUCCGAGCACUUCCAGCUCUGCAAGACUGUACGCCAUGGUUUCCCCUAUCAACCUUCAGCCUUGGCAUUUGAUCCUGUUCAGAAAAUACUGGCUAUCGGGACUCAGACUGGAGCACUGAGGCUCUUUGGUCGGCCAGGAGUUGAAUGCUACUGCCAACACGACAGUGGAGCUGCAGUGAUCCAGCUUCAGUUCCUGAUUAAUGAGGGAGCUCUUGUGAGUGCCUUGGCUGAUGAUACCUUACACCUGUGGAACUUACGUCAGAAGAGACCUGCUAUACUUCAUUCACUCAAAUUUAACCGAGAACGGAUAACAUUUUGUCAUCUGCCUUUCCAAAGUAAAUGGCUAUAUGUGGGCACCGAAAGAGGAAACAUUCACAUUGUCAAUGUGGAAUCAUUUACUCUCUCAGGCUAUGUCAUCAUGUGGAAUAAAGCCAUUGAACUGUCAUCCAAAUCUCACCCAGGACCUAUUGUCCACAUCAGUGACAAUCCAAUGGAUGAAGGCAAGCUUCUGAUUGGCUUUGAGUCUGGAACAGUGGUAUUAUGGGAUCUGAAGUCAAAGAAGGCAGAUUACAGAUACACACAUGACGAGGCAAUCCACUCUGUGGCUUGGCAUCAUGAAGGGAAACAAUUUAUUUGUAGUCACUCAGAUGGUACCUUGACCAUAUGGAAUGUAAAAUCUCCUACCAAACCAUUCCAGACAAUCACUCCACAUGGAAAGCAGCUGAAAGAUGGAAAGAAGCCAGAACCAUGCAAACCUAUCCUUAAGGUGGAAUACAAAACAACUAGAGCUGGGGAGCCUUUCAUCAUUCUCUCGGGGGGCUUGUCAUAUGACACCGUAGGAAGAAGACCUUGUUUAACAGUUAUGCAUGGGAAAAGUACUGCUGUGCUAGAAAUGGAUUAUUCUAUUGUUGAUUUUCUAACCCUCUGUGAAACACCAUAUCCUAACGACUUUCAGGAGCCAUAUGCCGUAGUUGUUCUCCUAGAAAAGGACUUAGUACUGAUUGACCUUGCACAAAAUGGGUACCCUAUAUUUGAGAAUCCAUAUCCUCUGACUAUACAUGAAUCUCCAGUUACCUGUUGUGAAUAUUUUGCCGAUUGUCCUGUGGACCUUAUACCUGCACUCUAUUCAGUUGGUGCUCGACAGAAACGUCAAGGUUACAGUAAAAAGGAAUGGCCUAUCAGUGGAGGCAACUGGGGUUUGAUCACUCAGAGCUAUCCAGAGAUUAUUAUUACAGGGCAUGCUGAUGGGUCAAUCAAGUUUUGGGAUGCCUCAGCAAUAACGCUGCAAGUACUUUAUAAGCUAAAAACAGCCAAAGUAUUUGAAAAGUCACGGAAUAAAGAUGACAGACCAAACACAGAUAUAGUAGAUGAAGAUCCAUAUGCUAUUCAGAUCAUCUCAUGGUGUCCAGAAAGUAGAAUGUUGUGCAUAGCUGGAGUUUCUGCACACGUCAUUAUUUACAGGUUCAGCAAGCAGGAAGUCACAACAGAAGUCAUUCCGAUGCUGGAAGUACGUCUAUUAUAUGAAAUAAAUGAUAUCGAAACUCCAGAUGGGGAGCAGGUGCCACCUUUACCAACUCCAGGCACAGGUUCCAAUCCUCAGUCCAUUGUUCCCCAGUCUCAUCCAUCUACUAGUAGCAGUUCAUCAGAUGGACUUCGUGAUAACGUCCCGUGUUUGAAAGUUAAAAAUUCUCCUCUCAAGCAGUCACCAGGCUACCAAACUGAGCUAGUUAUCCAGCUAGUGUGGGUGAGUGGAGAACCUCCUCAACAGAUAACCAGCUUAGCAGUCAACUCAGCAUACGGACUAGUAGUUUUUGGAAACUGUAAUGGCAUUGCCAUGGUUGAUUACCUCCAGAAGACAGUGCUUUUGAAUCUAGGCACUAUUGAAUUGUAUGGUUCCAAUGAUCCUUAUCGCAGGGAGCCACGAUCUCCCCGAAAAACUCGUCAACCGUCUGGAGGUAUGCUGACUGUGGCUUCUUGCAUGUGCGGCCUUUCUAACUUAUAUUCAGAGUCUGUGAAAAAGCUUCGCACCUCUUAUAUAACAGGUCUUUGUGAUAUUAAUGAGGGUACAGUGGUGCCAGAAGAUCGCUGCAAAUCACCCACUUCAGGUUCUGGUUCACCAAACAAUUCUGAUGAUGAUCAGAAAAUGAAUAAUUUUAUAGAAAAGGUGAAGACCAAAAGCAGAAAGUUUUCCAAGAUGGUAGCCAAUGACAUAGCAAAGAUGUCCAGGAAGCUAAGUUUGCCAACUGAGUUAAAGCCUGAAUUAGAUGUCAAAGACAACUCUUUCAGUCGAUCCCGGAGUUCUAGCGUAACUAGCAUUGAUAAAGAGUCACGUGAAGCAAUUUCAGCUCUUCAUUUUUGUGAGACUUUCACAAGAAAGGCUGAUACAUCACCUUCCCCAUGCCUGUGGGUCGGGACCACACUGGGUACAGUGCUUGUCAUUGUACUGAACUUACCCCCAGGAGGAGAGCAAAGACUUCUUCAGCCAGUAAUUGUUUCUCCUAGUGGAACCAUCCUGAGGCUAAAAGGGGCAAUCUUGAGAAUGGCUUUUCUGGAUACCACAGGAUCUUUGGUCCCACCAGCACAUGAACCCUGGAGGGAACACAAUGUUACUGAAGAUAAAGAUGAAAAAGAUAAAUCAAAAAAGCGACGACCUGUCUCAGUGUCCCCAUCUUCCUCUCAGGAAAUCAGUGAAAACCAAUACGCAGUGAUAUGUUCAGAAAAGCAAGCAAAAGUUAUCUCACUGCCAUCCCAGAACUGUAUUUAUAAGCAAAACAUAACAGAGACUUCUUUUGUUCUUCGUGGAGACAUAGUGUCAUUGAGUAACAGUAUCUGCCUUGCAUGUUUCUGUGCCAAUGGACAUAUUAUGACUUUUAGUUUGCCAAGUUUAAGGCCGUUGUUGGAUGUAUAUUAUCUGCCACUCACCAAUAUGCGGAUAGCCAGAACAUUCUGCUUCACCAAUAAUGGGCAAGCACUCUAUCUUGUCUCGCCAACUGAAAUACAGAGGCUCACCUACAGUCAAGAAACAUGUGAAAAUCUUCAGGAAAUGUUGGGUGAGCUCUUCACUCCUGUAGAAACACCAGAAGCACCGAACAGGGGGUUCUUUAAAGGCCUCUUUGGAGGGGGAGCACAGUCACUUGACAGGGAAGAACUCUUUGGAGAAUCAGCAUCAGGGAAGGCAUCAAGAAGUCUGGCCCAGCAUAUUCCAGGGCCUGGGGGUAUUGAAGGUGUCAAAGGAGCAGCAUCUGGUGUAGUUGGUGAACUAGCACGAGCCCGGUUGGCACUAGAUGAAAGAGGACAGAAACUAGGAGAACUGGAAGAAAAAACUGCAGCUAUGCUUUACAGCGCUGAUUCUUUCUCUAAACAUGCUCAUGAGAUGAUGUUGAAGUACAAAGACAAGAAGUGGUACCAAUUCUGAUGAAGCUCAUCAAUUACAUCUGUUCAAUUUUGUCCUGAUGAAAAAAUCUUGAUUUUUUUCAUUAAUUUUGGCAGGACCAUUGAAAUUUAAAGGAGUUUUCACCAUUGGACACUGUUGUUUCCUAGCACAAAUCACACACUGUUUAACCUCAGUUGUGGCUUUUACUGAGGAGCUUUAUAUUUAAAAGAAACACACACUAAAAACCAAACUUGAGUGUUUCUUUGCUGUUGGUUAGCUGAGAGUUGGAAAAGAGAAGGUAACUAGAACAUAUGGAAAAAGAGAGUAAAGAGAAAACCUAAUGUGAGAUGGGCAGGGGCAAUGCAGGAUCAAUCCUGUGUUUAAUAUUUCAUAUGCCAAAAGUUUUUGUGCUAUUGUAAUUGCUGCCAGUGUUAUACCCUCCUGUGAGGAGAGGCAAUAAAUCAGGGGUCCAAGAGCUGGAAUAAAGUUCUUUGUCUUGCUGGACAGUAGCUGACUUAAACUCCGCCUCUCUAGGACUUACUAUAUUUACAAUUAUUGUUGAAGAAAAGUUGAAGUUUGCUGUCACUUCUUUCAUCAGAAAAGCUGGAAGCUUGGAAGAUUUCAUGUUGAAAAUUGUAUACAUAGUUAACCUGUGCAUAGUCUUUUCUUGGACCCCUGAUCUAAUAUUCUUGUAUUCACAUCAUAUUCUGUGAAGUGCAAAACAAGAGAAUAUACAUUUUUUGCAUUAAAAAAGUCAAGUGAAUAAUAUGACUGGAAUGUGUCAUGCUGGGAUUUUUCAUUUGUGUUAUGGCUGUGCAAUGUGGUAACAUCUUCAUUGUGGUAAGAAUACUUCCACUGCUGUUCAGUUAAUUAUUUUUUGCCAAAAAUAGUUAUUAGUUCAGUUUGUAUAACACUUAGAAUUGGCUGUGGGUUCCACUCAUGCUGUGAAAUUUUAUAAACGUGUAACAGAAUGUAUCUUUACAGCCAUUAAAAUAGCUGAGAUAGUUUUGCUCAAAACUUAAAUUCUAGAUGCCCCUUUAGUCUUUUACUAUGAAAUCAGAUAACCUUGGACUCAGGUUUUCAAACAGUUUUACACUCCGUGGAGGUGCUGAUGCAUGAAUAACGGCAAGCAUCUAAUAUUUAAUUAUUGUCAGUAUGUUGUUUAGCAAAUUUCUAGAUAAUGCUAGUAGAGCUAUUUGCAAGUACCUCUCACAGCCCCACCCAGCACUAAACCAGUUGGUCUAAAGUUUGGAUUUAGUCUGUAAAGCGGUUUAUCAAUGUGGGCAGUGGCAAGUGUCUGCUGAAACAGGAAUUGCUGAAGUAAUGUUCAGUUUGGGUAAGGUAAAUAAUAUAGCUGAGCUAACUUGUUAAUGGCUGCUGCAUUAAAGCUGUAACAGUGGGAAUAACCAGAGCUCUUUUAAAAAGAGAGUAUUCCUUAAAAUAAAUGUUUGCAUUUCAAAAAUUAAUUUAGAUUUUUCUCCUCAAAGCAGGAAUAGUUACUGACUGGAUUCAUUUUAUGAAAGGGAGUACUUAGAAGCUGAUAGAUCUACAUUGUCUGAAGAAAUAUUUGGGUUUGCUUCUCCAGGCAUCACAUUCCGUGUGGUUUUUUUGCACACUUUUCAAAUGUUUCCAAAGCAAAACCUUGGUUAUAUUUGUAUUGUGAAGUGGUGUUGAAGGUGCAUAGAUCAGGCAACCUUACAAAGCACUUAAAGGGUGUAAAAUAUAAAGGUUACUAAUGGUUCUUAAUUCCUUUUUCAAAUGAAAGGUAAAUAUGUUUGGGUUUUGCAGCACAAUUUGAUAAAUUAUCUAGUUUUAUUUAUAGUAGCAUUUUAAAUUUAAAAGAUAAAUUAGUUCUGUUGCUAGUACAAGGGCAUGCCAUACUAUGUCCACUUUUCAAAGAACUUAACAAAUGAGAACAUGACGGUUUGAACAAGCAGUGUUGUUAUUUCUUGGUCGAUUUGUUUCAUACCUAACCUUUUUUUAGUGUCUAAUUAAUGCCUACUUAAAACCAUACCAUUUAAAAUCCAGGUAGACAAAAACUAGAUAAACUAGUAGCCAUACAACUUCCAAAAACAAACCACCCAAGCUGACACUUGUCCCUUUGUCUCACAUUUUAAAUUGAGAUGACUGAUUACGAUUUGACCUUAUGAAGAUGAACUAUAUUUCAGAGCAAAAGAAUCCUGGAAUUUUAGUCUAGUUGGGUUCUUGGGGAGACAAUGACAAAAAUACUCUUCUGUCGGUCAUGGUAACAGUUUAAUGGAAGAUGAUCUUGGCUUGAAAAGAAAACAUCCUUAACUUCCCCAUCAAGAAACAUCUAACCACUAGCAAUCAAAAAAAUAAGAGGCGAUGAGAGACCAUCUAUCAGUACAAGAAGAGUAGUGGCUUACUUGGUAUUAUUGAAUUUAUCAUAACUGAAUCUUUAUUUUUCUGUUGCAUAUGUUUUGGAGCAUGCUUCUAGAUUUGAAAACUAAUGAAAUGAUUGCUCAUGAGAUGAAUACACAAAUGGUUCUUGGUGAAUAAAAGGGGCUAUGUACAAUUUUAGUCUAAAAUGUUCUUUUUUCCUUCUCUGUGGAAAGAAGUUGAUCGUACACGCAUUGUUGCAUCUUAUUCUGCUAUUGGUGGUGCACCUUUUGUACAGCAAAGUAUAUUGAAAUCCUUGGGGGGGAAGCACCCCUGGUUUUUUUGCUAGCAUUUUAGUUAUGUGAAACUUUUUUUAGAGUGUCUGGAAAACUAUAAAAUAUAAUUGAACUAUUACUUUUUUUUUUUUGACAGAAGUGUAAGAAACUGCUGCUACCUAUCUGUUUAUAUGUAGUGUAUCUUAUUAGGAACUGUAAACUGAAGAUGCUUUUCUUCACCCUAGUCCUGCCAAAUUGUAACUUUUGAAUGUUGAUAUGUGUAAAUAUGUGUGUGUUCCAAAUAAGUCUGAAAGUGUUACACCAUGGGCAUUUCCAGUGAUUUGUUCUUCAGCAAAAGUCAGUUAUAAAAUAUAGUAAUAUAUAGCUGUGUUCUUUGUUUGUCUUUAUGCAAAGAUUUUUGCCUGAGGUAGUACUUGCAUGGCAGGUGAUGUUGGAAAGCUACAUCCAAAGGAGGAUUUUUGGAAGCAAGUUUAAUUUCCUUUUUUUCCCUUCUGAUUUCCUUUUCUCUUCUGUUUGUUGUUUUGUUGGUUUUUUUUUAAUUAAUGGCACUGAUCUUACCUGAACUUUUAAACUUGAAUUUUUCCUGCACUUUAAUUCAAUCAUGGUAUUUUAUUCCUUUAUUUUGUUUCUUCAUUUGUGCAGUUCAGGUUCAUUUAUUGUAUAUAACCACACACAUUCAAAAGACUUUAGAACAGAUUACUUUGGGGCAUAUUUUCUAAUUAUGUGACUAUCAUUUAGAAUGUGUGUUUUCUUAGCAAAAUAUGUAUAUACAAGUAUAUACAAUAUAGUAUCUAAUGAAAGGCACUUAUCCUGUGUCAGCAUUCAGUUUAUAAAUUACUGCAACACUUUCAGAUUUGUUACUAGAUAAUACAAUAAAAUCUGUUAUAUUUAUACAUACUGCUUAAGAAUAUACUUUUAGUUUUAAAUAAUUUUUAUAUGUACACUUCUACCUUUAAUUUUAAGAAGACUUAUGUUUAAUUUUUAAGUCAAAGUACUUAAAGUAUGUAUAUUAUCCAUAGAAGAAGUUGUUUUAAGCUUAUGAAUACAUUCAUAUCUCAUAUGGAGAUGAUACAAUUACUAAGCAAUGAAAAAAGAAUAGCCCAUUUUGCUUUGCAGAAAAUAAUCGUUCUUAUUUUUACCUCCCCUUUUGAACAUUUUUAUAACAGUGCCCUAAGUAUGGAGAGGGAAGGUAGUGCUUUCAGAUUAUUAACCUGAGCUAUGAAUUUUCUUGAUAGCUGCAGUCUGUGGCUGACUGCUUUUCUACGAUUUUAAUUUUUUUAUGUAUGCACAUGAAAGAUUUUCCAGCUUUCCACCUUGAACUUUUAAAAUUGCCCAAAAUUCAAGUGAGAUUUGCCCGAUAAAUAUUUUGAAUAGUGUAUGACUCUUGAUUAUACAUCAGCUCUUUACAUGUAAGCUUGGGGGGAGCGUAUACCAAAUAUGUGUUGGAAAACUGGCAGCCUGUGGUUGAAGUACUCUCUUCUUUCUCAUCAUGGUUUAACAUACCCAGAUGGGCAUAGAUAGCACCUGAAGUUCAGUGGGAGUGGGAAGGAGUGCAAAGCCUUGCCUCCCUCUCCGAGUUACAGUAUAACUCUUAAGUUGAACCUUUUCUUCAUUCUGGCCAAUUUCCUGUGUAAUUUAUGUGAAUCUUUUUGGGUGGAUAUUGAUAACUUUGCUACUACUACAAAAUCUGCAAAUACUUUGUAGACAAAAAUUAAUGAUAGUUGAGGGGAAGAAGUAAGAAAAGCAGAAAAAAGAUACGUCAAGUAGUCGAAUCAGCUAAACCAAUUUUAUUUUGCUUUUCAUUGAAAAGCUAAGUUAAGCUAGGCUAAUUUCUUCUUACACAUUACAGAGAUGUGCUGUCUGUCGUCUGCUUUAUUACUGUUUCAGGCCAGAUGAGUGUACUGUGUUUCUGGGUUCUUUGCUACUUUAAAAGAGAAGGGUGGGGGGAAAGGAAAAAGGAACAAAACAGAAAUAUAGAACAAUCAAAUGAAAGGUUUCAAUCAGUAUUCCUUUUAGUUUUCCAUGUAAAGUGCCUAGAAAUGCUUAAGUCAUACAGCUGUAGGUUUCUUUGUCACUUUUGUUUUUGUUAGUACCUAAGUUACAUGUUACCAGGCAAAUAAUAACUAGAAGUUAAACUGUUUCAGUUGAAAACAUGUAAGGAGUUGUAUGUGGAUUACCACUACCAUUCAGUAAUAGGUGAUGCAAAGGGAGAGGGGUGGGAACAUGUUUUAAAUAUUCCCUUUUAAAAAAAGAAUUGUAAAUAAGCAGUACUGUGUUAUUUUAGACCUGAGCUCUGCUAUCUGUAGUGGUUAGAACUAGGAAAACAUGCUGCUUUCUAGUUAUGCUACUGUUUUAUUGUACCAGCGCCAUGGGGGAAAAAUAUAAAAAAAUGAGUAAAUUUUUCUAACACUUCCCACUUGUGGGUAAGCAUGCUUGAUGUGUAGCAGUUCUUGUUUCUGUAUAUCUUAGUGUGUACAUGUGUGUUUUUCUUUUUGUUCAUUGCAAGUUAUUCUUCAGUUAGGUCUUGCUGAGCCCCACCAGCUCUUCUGAGGGUGAUUACUGGAAUAUGCAUUUUAGGUAGGGUUGCAAAUCCAUCUGUCUACAAAUAUAGUUUCAUAUGAACUGCAAACUGUACUGUUACAAACACAACUAUGUUAGAUUGCAUAGAGUUAUUUUACUUACAUGUACUUGAACUGAACUAUGUCAUCAUAGCAAAGUUAAAAAAAAUUAGGUAUGGAAUAUUUUUGUAAAUAAAAAUACCUGUGCAGCUGGUAUUUUAAAUUUAAAAUGUAUUAUACAUUAAUGUUUAAAAAAAUUGUUCAUAUAUGUGUAUAUGAAUGUGUCAUUAUGCUGAAGGGCUCUGAUUGGGCAAAAUAAACUAUUCAAAUCUC
Cuculus canorus (common cuckoo) is the source of this 9411-nucleotide messenger RNA. RefSeq names its product syntaxin binding protein 5 (gene STXBP5). Lineage: Eukaryota; Metazoa; Chordata; Aves; Cuculiformes; Cuculidae. Bases 381 to 3926 code for a protein of 1181 amino acids. Gene Ontology annotation, molecular function: myosin II binding; syntaxin binding; GTPase activator activity. The transcript has 29 exons. Gene Ontology annotation, cellular component: plasma membrane; SNARE complex; cytoplasm. Gene Ontology annotation, biological process: regulation of protein secretion; regulation of exocytosis. The record is from RefSeq and is a predicted model, not a curated record.